This is a messenger RNA of Effrenium voratum, 1962 nucleotides long. The record is from the annotation of a GenBank genome assembly. Lineage: Eukaryota; Dinophyceae; Suessiales; Symbiodiniaceae.
AUGCUUGCCACAAUGGGAUACAUUACCCCCGAGAUCACCGGAAAAUUCCCGGGCUAUCUGAGCCCUUCCGCUGGUCUGAAGUUCGCCGACGUGCCCAAUGGCCUGGCUGCGAUUUCGAAAGUGCCUGCUGCUGGGUGGGGUCAGAUCUUGGCUUACAUGGCCUUCUGCGAGGUGUCCCAGGACCAGUCGGCGGGAACUCCUGCUGCGGCGGGUGACUUCGGAUUCAAGGUGCUGACUGCCUCUGACCCGGAGGCGAAGAAGACGAAGCUAGCGGCCGAGUUGGCCAACGGAAGACUUGCGAUGAUGGCCAUCAUCGGCAUGUUUUUCCAGGAUGGUCUCACUGGCAGUGCUUGGGGUGACUGGGCCAACUACACUGCUUCGCCUUUGCGUGCCUUUGAAAACGAGCUUGGAGUGCAAGCACCAGUGGGGUUCUGGGACCCGGCAGGGUUCACGGCCGAUGGUAGCACUGAGAACUUCGCCCGACGUCGCCAGACGGAGCUGAAGCAUGGUCGCAUUUCCAUGCUUGCCACAAUGGGAUACAUUACCCCGGAGAUCACCGGAAAAUUCCCGGGCUAUCUGAGCCCUUCCGCUGGUCUGAAGUUCGCCGACGUGCCCAAUGGCCUGGCUGCGAUUUCGAAAGUGCCUGCUGCUGGGUGGGGUCAGAUCUUGGCUUACAUGGCCUUCUGCGAGGUGUCCCAGGACCAGUCGGCGGGAACUCCUGCUGCGGCGGGUGACUUCGGAUUCAAGGUGCUGACUGCCUCUGACCCGGAGGCAAAGAAGACGAAGCUAGCGGCCGAGUUGGCCAACGGAAGACUUGCGAUGAUGGCCAUCAUCGGCAUGUUUUUCCAGGAUGGUCUCACUGGCAGUGCUUGGGGUGACUGGGCCAACUACACUGCUUCGCCUUUGCGUGCCUUUGAAAACGAGCUUGGAGUGCAAGCACCAGUGGGGUUCUGGGACCCGGCAGGGUUCACGGCCGAUGGUAGCACUGAGAACUUCGCCCGACGUCGCCAGACGGAGCUGAAGCAUGGUCGCAUUUCCAUGCUUGCUACAAUGGGAUACAUUACCCCGGAGAUCACCGGAAAAUUCCCGGGCUAUCUGAGCCCUUCCGCUGGUCUGAAGUUCGCCGACGUGCCCAAUGGCCUGGCUGCGAUUUCGAAAGUGCCUGCUGCUGGGUGGGGUCAGAUCUUGGCUUACAUGGCCUUCUGCGAGGUGUCCCAGGACCAGUCGGCGGGAACUCCUGCUGCGGCGGGUGACUUCGGAUUCAAGGUGCUGACUGCCUCUGACCCGGAGGCGAAGAAGACGAAGCUAGCGGCUGAGUUGGCCAACGGAAGACUUGCGAUGAUGGCCAUCAUCGGCAUGUUUUUCCAGGAUGGUCUCACCGGCAGCGCUUGGGGUGACUGGGCCAACUACACCGCUUCGCCUUUGCGUGCCUUCGAAAACGAGCUUGGAGUGCAAGCACCGGUGGGGUUCUGGGACCCGGCAGGGUUCACGGCCGACGGCAGCGCUGAGAACUUCGCCCGACGUCGCCAGACGGAGCUGAAGCAUGGUCGAAUUUCCAUGCUCGCUACAAUGGGAUACAUUACCCCCGAGAUCACUGGGAAAUUCCCGGGCUAUUUGAGCCCUUCCGCUGGUCUGAAGUUCGCCGACGUGCCCAAUGGCCUGGCUGCAAUUUCCAAAGUUCCUGCCGCUGGGUGGGGUCAGAUCUUGGCUUACAUGGCCUUCUGCGAGGUGUCCCAGGACCAGUCGGCGGGAACUCCUGCUGCGGCGGGUGACUUCGGAUUCAAGGUGCUGACUGCCUCUGACCCGGAGGCGAAGAAGACGAAGCUAGCGGCCGAGUUGGCCAACGGAAGACUUGCGAUGAUGGCCAUCAUCGGCAUGUUUUUCCAGGAUGGAUUGACUGGCAGCGCGUGGGGUGACUGGGCGAAUUACACUGCUUCGCCUUUGAGGGCGUCCUCGCAGUGA